AUGAAGAUCUUCAGUCUUGUUACAUUGGCAGCUAUUUUGAACUGUUUGACGCCUGUACUUGCUACUUCAAACUAUCAAUGUCACAAUAAGGUUCUUGGUGCGCAAUACAUAGAUCGUGCAGUUGCAAAAGAAUAUAAUCGUCUGGGACAAAAUCUUGGUAUAGAAUACGGGCCCAGAGAACAAUAUGGCGUAGGAUCUUUAACAAUUACUGCAAAUUACCAAUCAGACUCAAUUUCGGUCAGAGUCACUAUAGGAUUUACGAAGACAAAAGAAGUUCUUUGGGUAAAGGCUGUGGCUAACGAUGUGGAGUUUAACUGCGAGCCAACAAAUUUGCCGGCUGUAAAGCUUCAUUCUGUCGAGUUCGGUGAUGUAGCAUCUGCAGCUUAA
This is a messenger RNA of Blumeria graminis f. sp. triticale, 387 nucleotides long. NCBI's taxonomy places the organism in Eukaryota, Fungi, Ascomycota, Leotiomycetes, Helotiales, Erysiphaceae. The record is from the annotation of a GenBank genome assembly.